CCACGUUGUUACAACUACAAAUGGUUCCUUAUUUUUUCCAAACCAGAAACAUUCAGAGAAACAUUCAUGCUGUAAAUUUGUUUUCCAUGGCUGCUUCUUCCCUAAUCUUCAACAGUUCACUCUCCUUUAACUUCUCACACACGGUCAUAUCCUUCAAACCUCAAAACCUCAAGCCACAAUUUCCCUUUUCUUCUGCGAUCUCACUUUACCAUCUUCCCCUGUCUUUGGUUUCCUUCCAAGACGCUCAAAACCCACUACAGCAUGAAACCCUGCAAAAAUCAGAGCCAAAUGCCUCACGCUUAAACCAUUCAGCGAGACUCUUUGUGGGAAACUUGCCUUAUUCGUUGCCCUCUUCUCAGUUAGCUCAGCGGUUUGAAGAGGCUGGCAAUGUUGUAUCCUCUGAGAUUGUGUAUGAUGACAUUACGGAUAGAAGUAGAGGGUUUGCGUUUGUUACAAUGGGGAGCGUGGAGGAAGCUGAAUGUGCAACUCGAAUGUUUGAUGGCUCUGAAAUUGGAGGUAGGAUUAUUAAGGUAAACUUCACAGAAAUACCCAGAAAAGGAAAAUGGAGAGUAAUGGGUUCAAACUACAGAGGCUUUGUAGACAGCCCUCACAAGAUUUAUGCUGGAAACCUUGGUUGGGGUGUGACUUCACAGUGUCUUAGAGAUGCCUUUGUUGAGCAGCCAGGCUUCCUGAGUGCCAAAGUCAUCUAUGAAAGGAACAGUGGGAAGUCUCAGGGAUACGGGUUUGUCUCUUUUGAAACUGCUGAGGAUGUAGAGGCUGCUUUGAAUUCUAUGAAUGGAGUGGAAGUUCAAGGCAGGCCCUUACGUCUGAAUCUAGCUGCAGGAUGAGGGGACUUUAUCUCAUCUCAUAAUUCAUCAGAACACAAGUAAUGUUGGUAGCAUUGAAUUGGUGUUUAGGGUCAGCAUCUGAGCCUAUCUAGAGCAUCCUUACUGAUGCUAACAAAUAUACAGGACAUUCAAGGCAACCUUACAUUCAUAGAAAUCGCCAAGGUAACGUUAUAUUUAGAAGAAUUGUCACUCAAAAUUUGCAUAUAUGUUCACGUAUCCUUAUUGUUUAGUGAAACAGUUGAAGUUGUUCUUACUAGAUGAGUCUUGGAAGAAAAUCUUGGAAGGUCGCCCUUGAACAAGAACCGAUAGUGUUUAGCUCCAAUCAAAGAAUAUAUGACCAAUGACUUGCAUUUGCUUGGUUAGGCUUGUAGGAUGUUUCUUUGUUGAUUAUUAAAUGAAGAGUUAAAUAUGUUUUUGGUCCCUGAACUCUUAGUGAAUUUUGGAAUUAGUCAAUUUCGAAACUUUUGGACCAAUUUAGUCAUUCAUCUUUCAAAAUAGGUGGAUUUAGUCCUUUUAAUUAGAUUUUGUUAGGUUUAUUUGAUGUUUCGUAUGCAUUUCAGUAUUGUAUUUGAAUUGUAUAUAUUGUUUGACACAUUUUUACUUUAUUGUUAAGUCAAAUAUUAUUAUGAAACGUGCUUGAAAUAUCAAAUAAAUUCAAUAAAAUUUGAUUAAAAUGACUAAAUUGGUCCAAAGUUUCGAGAUGGACUAAUUUCAAAAUUCAUUGAAAGUGAAGAGACCAAAAAUAUAUUUAACCCUUCAAUGAAUCUUGGAAGCUUUCUUGGUUAGUUUUGGGUGCUUGGAUCUUAUAUAUUUACAUUAAUUAUGUUUUAUAUUUAUGCCAACGUGUCGGUAACUAUUAA
Molecule: messenger RNA, 1708 nt
Organism: Vigna unguiculata (cowpea)
Lineage: Eukaryota; Viridiplantae; Streptophyta; Magnoliopsida; Fabales; Fabaceae
Product: 33 kDa ribonucleoprotein, chloroplastic-like
Source: RefSeq, a predicted model, not a curated record